Messenger RNA from Brassica rapa (field mustard), 1194 nucleotides. RefSeq lists its product as uncharacterized. Lineage: Eukaryota; Viridiplantae; Streptophyta; Magnoliopsida; Brassicales; Brassicaceae. The record is from RefSeq and is a predicted model, not a curated record.
AUGAGUUCGAGGAUCCACCAAGCAACGAGCGCAGUACCCGAGAUUGACAGUGUCAUCGCAUCAACAUCGCGUACUCCUUUCACCGAGGAACUGACGGAGGUCAAACUCCGAAAGAUGGACAAGUUGCGUCUUCCGGAAUACAAACCAGGAGGAGAUCCCGUCGAGCACUUGACGGCUUUUAAUAUUGCGGUAGCGAGGGCCAGACUCGCCCCCGAUGAAAGAGACGCGGGAUACUGCCAACUUUUCAUUGAAACACUCAACGAGCAAGCCUUAACCUGGUUCUCGGGACUCGAAGAGAAUUCAAUUAGAAGCUUCAAAGAGCUCUCCUCGGCUUUUCUCAAGACUUACAUCAUGUUCACCAAGCGUGAAGCAACGGCGUCGACUCUCUGGAACCUCAAGCAAACGAAGGAUCAGAAUCUUCGCGAUUACAUGGAACGUUUUAAGUCGGUCGUGUCAAGAAUCAAUAUCCCAGACCCACAUCGCCGUCGAUGCCUUGAGGAACAAUCUCCUUGUGGAAUCUCACGUCGAACCUCGUCAGCAUGCUCCAAGCGACAAAAUAACCGUAAGAACGGUCUCCUUUACGUCGUCGACGAAAACGGGAAGAAGUGGAACACCUUUCAUCGGGAAACCGAUCCUCCAAGCGAAUCCCCCCGAGCAACAGCGCCAGCCACGGUCGCCCAGGUCGAUUCGGCAGCGGGAUCUUCCCGGACCCCACCAGGGCUUACUAAAUCGUGCAAACUCCACGGCGUAAAAGGUCACGACACUUCAGAGUGCAAAACACUUUUUGCGCAAUUCCUCUCCUCACUCGAAAGCGGUGAAAUUAAGAUUCCUCCUCCGAAGCCAAAAAGCGAGAACAGUUGGAGCAGAAACAAGGACAGGAAAAAUCAGCGAAAAAAUCAAGCAAGACCGCGUCAAGACGACAAAAAACCAAAGGUCGCCGAGCAAAUCCCACAUCAAGACGAUGAUGGUGACGCCUCAGCUGACGAAGAUCCGCCGGCAGCCAGACAAAGGAUUGAAGUCAUUCGAGCCCAACCGGAGUCCUCAUCAGACGAAGAGAGCGAUCUCGAGGAAGCCUCGACCCGUUGGACUUACGUGUACUCCUCAAACGAAAGACCACGCCAACGAAUGACAAGACUCCCGGAUCAUCCGAUCUCCGAGUCGAGCUCAAUGCUAAAAGAACUAAGCAUUCGCUGA